Messenger RNA from Pisolithus orientalis, 519 nucleotides. RefSeq lists its product as uncharacterized. The coding region runs from base 1 to 519 and encodes 172 amino acids. The record is from RefSeq and is a predicted model, not a curated record. The transcript is spliced from 4 exons. Lineage: Eukaryota; Fungi; Basidiomycota; Agaricomycetes; Boletales; Pisolithaceae.
AUGUGUCAGCAAUUGCCAGUGGGUCAGAAGGCAUUCCACUGUAAUUCUAUUGAGUUGUGGGCUGGCACAGAUGCUAAGGUGGUGAUGCCAUGGACAGCCAUACAAAAUAUGGGAGAGACUGCCCUGCUGGCACACAUCAUGGAGUUGAAUGUGCUGCAGGUCAAAAGAGGAGAGGUGAGAUGUAUGAUCCACACCAGUCCUAUGCCACAUACCUGGUGGACAAGGGACCCUACCCAUCUGGAUGGGUAUGAUUGUUGGUCAUUGGAGGAAGUUUUGCAGGAGGCCAAGGAAUUCUUUGUUGGGGUUGAGGAAGGAAAAGACAGUCUCCAACUGCUGUGUGACAUGGACCAGAUGCCAUCAGACAGCAUCAGCUGGUUGAUUGAAAGCUGUGAUGAGAUGAUCCAUCAGGAGGAGAUUCACCAGCUCCAUGGUGUGAUGGAAUUUUUCAGUGGAUGGCUCACCCUUUUUGACAGGCUUGGACAAGUACAGGACCAGCUUGAGGACUUCCAAGUCAAUUGA